AGAAGAGAUAUAUCAAGCAUAAACACUUUCUUGAAUUUCUUGUGUUAUCCAAAAUAUGGAUAAGAAUCAAAAUGAAUUGAUUCUGUUCAGUUUCUUCUUCGGCUGUCUACUUGUCUUCCAAAAUGCUCUUGUCCAUACCUCGGCAUUGUCUGAACCCAAAGUUUACAUUGUGUAUAUGGGAGCGAGGCAGCAUGAUGAUGUAGACCUCAUCACUUCUACUCACCAUGAUAUGCUAGCUACAGUCCUCGGAAGCAAAGAAGCAGCAGCAGAUUCAAUGAUUUACAGCUACAGGCAUGGAUUUUCUGGUUUUGCAGCCAUGAUGACCAAGUCCCAUGCUCAAACCUUUCAAGACUUACCUGGCGUUGUUAAAGUCAUUCCUAAUUCCUUGUACAAGUUGCGAACUACCAGGAGUUGGGAUUAUCUUGGCCUAUCCUUGAACUCUGCCACCAAUCUCCUGCACGAUACUAAGAUGGGUGACGGUACCAUUGUUGCUGUUUUGGAUACAGGAGUGACACCAGAGAAUGAAGCCUACAAUGAUAGAGGACUAGGGCCAAUUCCUUCAAAGUGGAAGGGCUACUGUGAGUCUGGAGAGCAGUUCGAUCCGAAGAAGCAUUGCAAUAGAAAACUAAUUGGAGCUCGGUACUUCGUUGAUGGGUUCCUGGCUGAGAUAGGACAGCCUGGAAAUUUUACAGGAAUUGCUGACUACAUCUCUCCCAGGGACAUUAAGGGGCAUGGAACACACACUUCUAGUACUGCAGUUGGUUCACUCGUGUCAAAUGUGAGCUACAAAGGACUGGCAUUUGGAACAUUUAGGGGUGGUGCACCUCGUGCAAGGCUCGCUAUUUACAAGAUCGGGUGGGAAGGUGGCAUCAUCAUGGGUGCUGAUACUCUCAAGGCCUUUGAUGAAGCCAUUCAUGACGGAGUUGAUGUUAUAUCUGCUUCUUUUGGGGCAAAUGUGCCUUUAAGUGCUGAAGUAGACCCUAACGAUUCACUCCACUUUGGUUCUUUUCAUGCUGUUGCACAUGGGAUCACUGUUGUUGCUGCAGGAGGGAACGAAGGGCCUGCUGCUCAAACCGUGUCUGGUGCGGAUCCAUGGAUUUUAACAGUUGCUGCUACUACACCUGACAGAGAAUUCCCUACCCCAAUCACACUAGGAAAUGGUCAAACCUUGAUGGGUCAAUCGUUGUUCACAGGGAAAGACACAGGCGUUGUAAACUUAUACCCUACUGACCCAAAAAUAGUAGUGUUUUGUGACAAACUAACUCCAGAAAUUAUAUCUCCAAAUGAUACUCAUGCGUUAGAUGGAAUAGUGGUGUUGUGUUUUACUGGAAAGCAUGGCUUAGAUCUUGAUGUAGCUGGCAUUGUAGGGGAAGCUCGAGCCGUUGUGAGAGAACUUGGUGGUUCGGGAAUUAUUGUGUCACAGAAGUCAUUUACAGCACUAGAUGCAUACAAUGAUGAUUUCCCUAGUGUACAAGUUGAUUACGAGGUUGGAACUAAGAUACUUCUUUACGCCCGCUCCACAAGAAAUCCGAAGGUGCAGUUAAGUCCAUCCAAAACUCGGAUCGGUAAGCCACUAUCCAGUGUUAUAGCAAAGUAUUCAUCACGCGGCCCUUAUACUAUAGCCCCAGCAAUACUUAAGCCAGAUAUAGCGGCACCAGGAACAAAUAUAUUAGCAGCAUAUAUUCCUAGUGAUCCUGCUGUGCGAAUUAGUACGUAUAACUUUAUCAGCGGAACAUCUAUGGCAACACCACAUGUGGCAGGAAUAGUUGCACUACUCAAAGCUGCCCACCCAGAUUGGUCUCCAGCUGUUAUAAAAUCUGCAAUUGUCACAACAGCAUGGACAACUGACCGAUCGUCUGGAGAACCUAUAUUUAAUGAAGGAGAGACAAUUAGUAAGUUGGCAGAUGCAUUUGACUAUGGGGGAGGGAUCAUAAAUCCUAAUAGAGCAAGAAAACCCGGCCUCGUUUAUGAUAUGAGCACAACAGAUUAUGUUAACUGUCUUUGUGCCAUGGGAUAUAGCAGCAAAGCCAUUAGUAUAAUUGCAGGACAAACCACAUCUUGCCACAAGGGCUUUUCCAUUUUGGAUGUGAACUUUCCUUCGAUAACCAUACCAGAUUUAAAACGCCCAAUCACUCUCACAAGAACUGUGACAAAUGUUGGACCUGAAAAUUCUACAUACAAAGUUAUGGUUGAACCUCCAAAAGGAAUAAUUGUUGUUGUAAAGCCAAGUACACUAAACUUCAGUCCUAAUGUGAAGAAGAUCUCCUUCAACGUAACAAUUUCAACGUGCCAUGGUUUCAACACAGGAUUCUAUUUUGGGAGCUUAAUUUGGAAUGAUGGGGUGCAUAAUGUGAGAAUUCCUAUAUCUGUCAAGACUAAGUAUUAAGAAUCUUAAAUUGGUGCUUGUUAAGAUUGUUUUAAGAAUAAAUAAGCAUUAAGUUAUUUGCAUUGUA
Messenger RNA from Ipomoea nil (Japanese morning glory), 2453 nucleotides. RefSeq names its product subtilisin-like protease SBT3.5. The transcript is spliced from 10 exons. Gene Ontology annotation, molecular function: serine-type endopeptidase activity. NCBI's taxonomy places the organism in Eukaryota, Viridiplantae, Streptophyta, Magnoliopsida, Solanales, Convolvulaceae. Gene Ontology annotation, biological process: proteolysis. The record is from RefSeq and is a predicted model, not a curated record. Bases 56 to 2386 code for a protein of 776 amino acids.